This is a messenger RNA of Penicillium verhagenii, 792 nucleotides long. Its product is annotated as DUF2293 domain-containing protein. The transcript has 3 exons. The coding region runs from base 1 to 792 and encodes 263 amino acids. Lineage: Eukaryota; Fungi; Ascomycota; Eurotiomycetes; Eurotiales; Aspergillaceae. The record is from RefSeq and is a predicted model, not a curated record.
AUGGUAUCACGCACCAAGUCAAAAGCUCCCCGCCGAAAGAAAUCUGCUGGUCGACGCCAUGGACGAGUCCACAAGCACUCUACAGAUUCAACCUCGUCUCCAAAGGCCUCCAGAUCCAAACCUCCCAGAUCCAAAGCCGCGUCAAAAUCCGGCAUCCUCCCGGAUUCAAAUGAUCCACUGGAACAAAACAUCUUCGAGCGGGAGGCCAUGCCAGAAGGCUAUGUAUUCGUGCCCAAGGGUGACGUGUACAUUACCAGACACUGUCGGAGCGAUACCCAAACUUCCGACCAAAUAGUCUAUCUAGUCUAUGACAAAGCUGCCAAACGGACCUUGGGCAUCCGAGUUCCAGAAGAGGUCCACAAAAAUGUAUCCAAGCUCGCAACUUCAACGGCAGCUACACGUGCCAGCGCUGUCAAAGCUCGCGAUGGAAACUUCAUCACACGUGGCAGGGAACUACUCCGCACCGAGUUCCCGUCAAUGCCUCGCGAAUCACUGGAAGUCAUCCUGAAUCAUGCAUUCCUCAAGGGUUCCGGGCGGGUAGGACGUACCUCGAUGACCACAGAUAAACGUAAGGCCACACUUGCUGUUGAAGCUCAUAUUCGGCAUGUACAUACCCCGUAUGAAACGCUACUCGAGUCUGGAGUGGAGCGGUGCGAAGCGCGAGAGAAGGUGUGGCCUACUGUCAAAAGCAUCAAGAAGGCUUGGGAGGGAGGCACGGAUAUGCAAAAAAUCGAGGGUCUAGUAUUGCGCCGGGCACCUAUUGACGAUAACGAUAUCAUUGUGUUGGAUUAA